UUACCCAAUAUCCUUUCGUUCAUCUUCGUUUGCGGUGACCACAUGGUUCGAGUAACUACCGGUUUUGAAGCUUGAGCUUCGUUUUGUUAUACAAGAUGCGGGCUCUGGAAGUGGUAAUCUCGUUACUGCUGGCCGCUGUACCAGUCAUUGCUGCAAAUUCAGCCGCAGAGGCCCCUACUUGUGGUGCGCUGUGUAUUGGUCUCACGACUGUACACUCGGGGCUGUGUAAUGUAACAGAUAUCGAGUGCAUUUGUACAAAUGCAGCCUUGAACGCCGAGAUCCAGUCCUGUGUGACAGCGAACUGCACCAUCAAAGAGGCACUGCAAACACAAAAAUACAGCUAUGGGUUAUGCGGGAGACAAGGAGAAGAUCGAACAGCCCUGGUCUGGAUUGUAGGCAUCACAUUUGGAGCAAUAGGACUUUCAGCUUUCGGCCUGCGGUGCUUAGCAAGGCUGCACCUGGGUGCACAAUCAUGGGGCAUGGAUGAUUGGGUUAUGUGUGCGGCUAUACUUCUUAUGAUACCGCUCUGUGUAUUGUCCGUUCCUCUUACGCAGCAUGGCCUCGGUCUUGAUAUGUGGUUUGUGGACUUUGAUGACAUCACGUCCAUCCUCUAUUAUUACUUCUGGGAUGAGAUGCUUUAUAUCACUGCGCUUGCCCUAACGAAAGUCUCGAUCCUUUUUUUCUACCUCAAGGUCUUCCCGAAACGAUCAUUCCGAAUAAGCGCCUACGUCUUGAUUGCACUCAAUAUUUGCUAUGCCCUGGGGUACGAUUUAGUCUUAACAUUCCAAUGUUCACCGAUCGAUGGCGCAUGGUUGAGCUGGGAUGGCGAGUACAACGCCAAGUGCGUGAGCAUCAAUAUCCUCGGAUGGUCUGCUGCCGCGAUCAACAUUGCUCUGGACCUGGCAACAAUCAUUCUUCCACUGCCUGAAUUGUUCCAGCUUUCUAUGUCCUGGAAGAAGAAGGUCCAAAUUUUGCUGAUGUUUAUGGUUGGGUUUUUUGUCACUGUUGUCAGCGCUGUCCGUCUACGAUCACUCAUCGAGUUUGGCACGACCAGCAACGUCACUCAGGACUACGUCGAGGUCGGUUACUGGUCGACAAUCGAGGUUCCGGUUGGCAUUAUCUGUGCAUGCAUGCCUGCAAUUCGAUCACUCUUCAGCCAAGUCUUCCCCUCAAUGUUCGGCACAACCCGAGGCGAUACCAAAUCAGGAUACACAUUCGGACACAGUCAGGGCUAUCCGUCGAAGAUGACGGGUCCGUCAAGGCUUGCCAGCAACGCAGGUAGCGCGCAGAUCAGAGUGAAGCAGGAAUGGACAGUAAUGAGCAAUCCUGCUGAGAACCGAAGUGAUGUAGAGUUGAGGUCGUUCGAGCAGCAGAUCGCAGGAGCUGACUCGCCUAAGAGAAUAACCUUUCAUAAGAACAGGCUUGAUGAAUGGAGUAAGACGGAAAAAUCUCCUACGAGGGGCCCAAGGAGACAGGACUCCCGGGAUAGUCACGAGACGGUUGUUUAGAUACAUCAGAACUGCACAAGUGAUGGAAUUUCAUAGACAUAAAUCACACAUAGAAUUGAAACCAAUUUCAC
Molecule: messenger RNA, 1579 nt
Organism: Truncatella angustata
Lineage: Eukaryota; Fungi; Ascomycota; Sordariomycetes; Amphisphaeriales; Sporocadaceae
Exons: 7
Coding region: 96-1508 (470 amino acids)
Source: RefSeq, a predicted model, not a curated record